AUGGCUACAGCUUAUGCUUAUCAACCUUUUGAUGCUACUCAUCAACAACAUGGGUAUAUGAAUGGUUAUCAACAACCAACAUAUUAUCAAAACCAAUAUGUUGCUCAAAAUGUCCCCCAACAACCUGUUUAUCAACAAGCUCCAAUGAUGAAUGUUAAUCAACCAAUUUAUGGUGCUCCUGCUCCACCUCCAAUGGUUUCAGCUCCUGCUCCAAAUCCUUAUGUUCCAAAUAAUAACUAUGGUUAUAAUAAUGGUGCUUAUUAUCAACAACAACCUCAACCAGUUGUUCAACAACAACAACAACAACCUCAACAACAACAAGAAGCUGUUACCGGUGGUGUUUCAUCAGUUUUAGAUUAUGAUUUAAAUAUCAUGUCUAAAUUCACUACUUAUUUGGCUUUUAGAUUAUUUGGUAGAAGUGAUACUAAAAAUGAAAAAUUUGCCUCAUCAAUUAAAUCUGUUUUAAGUGCAACUAGAUUACCAUUAUCUUCAUUAAUUUUAGCAAAUUAUUAUCUUGUUCAAAAAUAUGAAGUUGAUAGUUAUUCAUUUCAACAAAAUUCAGAUGAAAAAAUUUAUCAAAUUGUUAUUUUAGCUUUAGUUAUGUCAAAUAAGGCAAAUGAUGAUAAUACUUUUACAAAUAAAUCUUGGUCAGAUGCUACUGGUUUGAAUGUUAAAUUAAUUAACUUUUUAGAAGUUCAAUGGUUAGAUUUAAUUGAUUGGAAAUUACAUGAUACUGAUAUGGAAAGAUAUGAUGAAUUAAUGAUUCAAUAUAAAAAAUAUGCUGAUAAUUAUAAUUCACCAAUUCAAUAUCAUUCAAGAUCAAUUAGUAGCGAACCAAUUUCUCCAAUUUUAUCAAGUUCAGGUUCACAAUUUUCUCCAAGAGAUUAUUCAUCACCUUCAAGAUUUGAUAAUUUUUCAAAUUCAAAUAAUUGGUAUACAACUUCAUCAUCAAAUUCAAGUUCAAAUUAUUAUAAUCAUUAUCAACCACGUGCUUAUUCACACAAUAGAUCAUAUUCUUAUCAAGAACCUGAAUAUUGUACAAGAACUGGUUCUUAUCAAAGAAUGAUGUAUUGUUCAUGUCAUUAUUGUUCAACUCCAACAAGACCUGUUGAUUGGUCAUAUAAUUUAGCUGCAGCUUGUUAA
Messenger RNA from Hansenula ciferrii, 1143 nucleotides. RefSeq names its product Clg1p (gene CLG1). Gene Ontology annotation, biological process: regulation of cyclin-dependent protein serine/threonine kinase activity. NCBI's taxonomy places the organism in Eukaryota, Fungi, Ascomycota, Saccharomycetes, Phaffomycetales, Wickerhamomycetaceae. Gene Ontology annotation, cellular component: cyclin-dependent protein kinase holoenzyme complex; nucleus. The record is from RefSeq and is a predicted model, not a curated record. Gene Ontology annotation, molecular function: cyclin-dependent protein serine/threonine kinase regulator activity; protein kinase binding. Bases 1 to 1143 code for a protein of 380 amino acids. The transcript has a single exon.